AUUCCAAUCCAGCCAGGCACUGGGCACAAGACCUACAAGGCCACAUAAGUAAAGAUCAGUGGGAGCGGGCUAUAGUGACGACCAAAAAACUAAUUAAGUCGGAGGUGCUAUUGGAGCAAUAUAGGAAGACCCUAUAUAGGUGGUACAUGGUCCCCAUUCGCUUACACAAGCUAUACCCAGGUUCACCACCGGAGUGCUGGAGGUGUGGAAAGGGAGAGGGUACAGUACUUCAUAUAUGGUGGCAAUGUGAACUAGUCACCAGCUUCUGGCGCAACAUACACUGCCUGAUUCGAGCAGCAACAGGCACCAAACUCCCCUCCACACCCAUAACAAGUCUCCUACUACACAUGCCAAGCAAUAUACCUAAAGGGAUACAGAAAUUAGCCUUCCACAUCCUCUUGACAGCUCAGAGGGCAAUAGCUAGGUUGUGGAAAUCCCAACGACCACCACUGGUGGCAGAGGUCUGCAGGGACAUUGAUACACAACACCUAUAUGAAACCUGCUACCGAGGGGUCCUUCCCUUGACAGACACAGCAGUUGAAGCAUGGAGGCUGUGGGAAAUGAGGGGAACAGGAGACACACCCGACGGCUAA
Messenger RNA from Pelobates cultripes (western spadefoot toad), 593 nucleotides. Lineage: Eukaryota; Metazoa; Chordata; Amphibia; Anura; Pelobatidae. The record is from the annotation of a GenBank genome assembly.